Messenger RNA from Dimorphilus gyrociliatus, 2398 nucleotides. Lineage: Eukaryota; Metazoa; Annelida; Polychaeta; Dinophilidae. The record is from the annotation of a GenBank genome assembly.
AAUGGAUAAUCCGACCAAUGACUUCAUACUCUUACCGAAUAAUAUAAAAAUCCUGCAAAGCAGAAGAAGCACAUUCGAAAAUAGUGCAUUAUUGCAAUUGAGUAAUGUUUUGUCUUCGAAUAGCUCAAACUUAGAGCGGGAGUUAUGUACAGUUAUUAGUCAAUCAGAUAUAAUAUACGUUGAUUUUUGUGGAUGGUUGCGAGAAAGUUCAAAGAAUGAAACAAAAUGGUGUGUUCUCGCAGACGCUUUCCUUUUCAUCUUUUCGAGCAGAGAUGAUGAAAUCGCUUACAGAGUCAUAAUUCUCUCAGGAAAAAGAAUUCAUUGUAGUGGGUCAACAAAUAGUAUAAGUAUUCGAAGUAGUAAGGAUAGUCAUGCCCAAGUAGAAGUUUUUACUGCUCGUUCUGCAAUUGAAAGGAAUACCUGGCUGCAGUUUUUGGAAGUGUCCGUUCAAUUACCCCUAGACGCUUUUCUAUCAUCAAAGAAGUUAAGGAAUGGUUCAAAGCAUUCAAAGAGACCUAGUAUACCUAACUCGAUAGCUGCGAGUGAAUCUUUUGACUCUGUGCUGGACAUUAAACCUCAAAGUAAACUUGUUCGGACAGCCUCUAAUUUAAAGAGGAAACUGUUUAGAUCGAAAAGUAAAUCAAGAAAGUGUGCUAGUCUAAAAUUAAGUGAUUUUCGCGACAAGAAGACGUUCAAUGGCUUUCUAGAGUUGUACGAGAAUAGCAAGUGGCAGGUAUAUUGGUUCGUGCUAUCAGACUGUCGAUUAUAUGCAUUUACAAGCCGUGAUGAGAGUGCGGAAUCCAAAUUUUUUCUAAUAUUGCAUAGUGGGGUUAAAGUGUCGAAGAUGGAUAAUUAUAAAAAUCGGACAUCUAUAUUAGAGGUACUUGAUGAAAAUUCAAGGAGAGAAAUUCUCUCUGCUUCAUCAGAGCAUGACUCUCUAAGUUGGCUCUACGAGCUGCAAAAUUGCUGCAAAUCACCACGAACAGAUGAGGAUGCUAUAUCAACUUCAACAGAAUUUAAUAGCAAUGUUGACGAAGAUGAACCGCCUCCUGUCCUCCAAAUUUUGAAUUUUUACGAAAAAUCUCAUAUGUGGAAGAACAGUCAAGACAAGUGGCGAAAGGAUUAUAAAAUGGACACAGGAAAAAGUCCCGGUGUCAGCUUAAACAAUGAAUAUGUCGACAUAUUUGAUUAUUCAAGUUGUAGCAGUCUGCCGGAUAUCCUAUUAACGCCUGUUCCUUCUGACGAUAAAAACUUAAGUAAUGAUCAGGCGAGGAUUUCACUGUCGCGAAGGCGAUCAAUGUCCGAAAAUGACUUACAGAUGUAUGAAGAAGAUGAUCUGCCUAUCACUAAUAGUAGCAGAGACAAUCUUUCAGCAACCGAUUUUAGCUACGCUCUAAUUAAAGGCUUCGUUGAUCUGAAAAGGAAAGAUGACGAAAGUUGGACAACAUAUUGGGCUAUUUUAAGGCAACCUUCGAUUUUAUAUUUUUAUUCCCGCAAAGUUUCUCCUAUACCUCAUCUUAGGGUUGAUAUUUCAUCUUAUCGAAUAGAUGUUCUUUUUGAUCAAGGUCAAAGAUGUAUCAUUGCGCUAAAAGAUUUUGAGAAUUACGACAACUCUGACCUACUGUAUCUCUCGUUCGAAAGCCAGGACGACAGAGAAAGAUGGUAUGAACAUAUGAGAGCCGUUUGUGCUGUCCGUUCUCCGUCCUACGUCCAGAAUAAUUCCUGUGUAUAUACUCCUGGUCGUAACUCUCUUCCCGAAUUGGACCGUCCCCGAGAUUCACCUCCCAGUAAACUCACUCCAAUAAAUUCCGAUUCUCUAUUGGACAGGCGGACAAGGAGUGCAGUUGCCCUUCCUUACAAUCAUAUUGUUUCAGCCCCACCAACUGUACAUCGAGACACGAGUCAAGAAGUACGGGAUUUAACUAAACUACAACAAAACAAGUUCGCCAUCGAACUUAAAAUUGAAGGUAUUCAAAGGAGAUUGAAUACAAAAAAGACUCACAAGUACUUCCUACCGGGAAUAAGGUUUGGCAGAUCACCGAAGAGGUCGCCAUCUGUUGGCAAGAGUCUUCUUCGAAGGGAACUUGAAAAUUUGAAAAGGGAACAUCGUUUAUUGAACUUACAAGAAAAGUUAGCAAACUGCAGUUUAGCGGCAACAAGCCUAACAGAUUUAAGUAGGCCCAGAGUGUCAUCUUUUAAUUGUAGUCCUGCAACAAGCGGUGAAUCAACGCAGUCGACCUACUCUCACGACAAACCAAGAAAUAGCUGGUCUCCCGGAUCUAAUUCAAAUGGAAAAGUCGCAGAUUUGCUCAAAUCCUAUCUAAAAGAAGAAAUGCAAAAGUAUAAACUGGCCAAAAAUGAAACUGGUUGGGAAGGCCUUCGAGCAGCUAAUCUUUGA